Molecule: messenger RNA, 948 nt
Organism: Ambispora gerdemannii
Lineage: Eukaryota; Fungi; Glomeromycota; Glomeromycetes; Archaeosporales; Ambisporaceae
Source: the annotation of a GenBank genome assembly
AUGUUUUUUGUGUUAUGGUUAAUUUUGCCACAAACGCAGGGAGCUAUUCUCUUAUAUAAUUCAGUAGUGAAACCAACUUUUACAGAUCAUGAAGAGGAAAUUGAUUCAGCAUUAUGGAUCGCACGAGAACGAGCAAAGACCACUGGCAUGAAUUGGGCUAAAAGAGGGAUGCAAACAUUACAGCAAGCAUGGAUAGAGGGAUAUCAAAAGCAUGACAAUAACAAUAAUAAUUCCAGUGAAACAAAUAAUCAAAGUUUAGGGUUAAAUGGAUAUUUACAACAAGGGCGCGCAAUAUCAUACAAUCUAAUAUCACUUUUUUACACUUCAGCAUUAUCAUCUCUACAACAGCAGUCGAAUGACGCAAACAAUCAUGAGCCACCAUCACCCACAAUAUAUUCAGCACAUCCGGUAAACACGAUAUUGCCCGAUGAUGUGUUCGAUGCGUCAGUCAGUGAACAACAAGCAUAUCUACAAGAACAGCGUAAGCAAUUGGAAAUGAUGCUACACAACCUUGAUCAGGUUGAACAAGAAAUUCAACAACGAGAAGAACGCGCUAAUUCGUCACCAUCUUCGUCUUCUGCUGCUGCAACACCAUCAUCCACUUUUUACUCAACCGCACCGCCAACACGAACCUUUGUUCCCGAUGAUUACUACAGCAGCGGCAGCAUCAUAAAUAAUAGUGCAGGAGGAGGAAGGGUUCGACGGCGCCAAACUAAGGUAAAUAAUAACCGUAAUAAAAACGCAUCUCUGCAUUCUGACGUUGAAGAUGGUGAACGAGAUUUUGAAAGCGUGGCACGCGAGAAUGAUAACGCAGAUACCUAUGGCUCCUCUAAUAAUGAUAGAUUAUCACAAGAUCGAGAAUUUCGAAGACAACAAACUCAAGCACUUGGGCUUACUAGCUAUUUAACUGGAUAUUUUUCAAGGGCUUCUGCGUCGUCAUCUACUUAA